AUGGGUUUGUUUAGUAUGAAGCAAUCUUUUGUUAAUGAGAAAAGUUCAUUUCCAGUGAAAACUAUUAUUAAGAGCAUUUUACUCUUUGUAUUAGUGAGCACAAUUGUGAAAACACUGUUGAAUAACCGUUAUACCUUGUUGACAACCCUCUUUCCAGAAAAGUUUUAUGGUAGAGUACAAGAAUAUGGGAAUCCUGAUGUAAUAUCACAAGUUAACUAUGACGUGGAUGAUCUAAACCCAGUUAGUCCAAUUAGAGUUAUAAUUUUUGCAAGUGCUUUAAUGUUACUAUCUGUACCUUUUAUGCUUUGA
Messenger RNA from Vanderwaltozyma polyspora DSM 70294, 309 nucleotides. RefSeq lists its product as uncharacterized. Bases 1 to 309 code for a protein of 102 amino acids. NCBI's taxonomy places the organism in Eukaryota, Fungi, Ascomycota, Saccharomycetes, Saccharomycetales, Saccharomycetaceae. The record is from RefSeq and is a predicted model, not a curated record. The transcript has a single exon.